GCUUUUCGUACCGCCUAGCAUUCUACGAGUGAACUCAGAUCUGACAACACCCCAAACAGUAAACAAAAUAAAAUAUAUUCAAAAUGUGCAUUUUCAUCGAUUGUUUAUUGAGCCCCAUAAUACUGUGGCCAGCUAUCAUUGGCGUGGGUAUCUACCUCUUGAAGGAAUAUAUGCAGGGAGGGCAAUUCACAAAGGAUACCGAUGAGACUGGAAAAGUGUUUAUUGUUACGGGAGCCAACACCGGUAUUGGCAAGGAGACAGCUCUGGAGAUUGCCAAGCGCGGAGGAACCGUGUACAUGGCCUGCAGGGAUAUGAACCGAUGUGACAGGGCCCGCAAUGACAUCAUAAAAGAGACGAAUAACCAGAAUGUAUUCUCCCGGGAACUUGAUUUGAGUUCCUUGGAAUCCAUCCGUCAAUUUGUGGUUGGUUUCAAGAAAGAGCAGAAUAAGCUAGAUGUCCUGAUCAACAAUGCCGGCGUGAUGCGCUGCCCCAAGAUGUUAACCAAGGACGGCUUCGAACUGCAAUUGGGUGUCAACCACAUUGGACACUUUCUGCUGACUAACCUCUUGCUCGAUGUGCUGAAGAAAUCGGCUCCUAGUCGCAUUGUCGUCGUUUCCAGUCUGGCCCAUACGCGGGGCGCUAUUAACGUGGAUGACCUAAACAGCGAGAAGUCCUAUCAUGAGGGCCUAGCCUACAGCCAGAGUAAAUUAGCCAACGUCCUGUUCACCCGAGAACUGGCCAAGCGCUUGGAGGGUAGUGGUGUUACAGUCAACUCCCUGCAUCCCGGUGUUGUGGACACGGAACUGGCGAGGAACUGGGCCUUCUUCCAGACCAACUUCGUGAAAUUCUUUUUGAAGCCUAUGAUUUGGCCGCUUUUGAAGACACCGAAAAGUGGAGCCCAGACCUCAAUUUAUGCUGCUCUGGAUCCGGAACUGAAGGAUGUCACUGGCUUGUACUUCAGCGACUGCAAGCCAAAGGCUGUGGCCCCCGCUGCCUUGGACGAUAAGGUUGGAAAGUUCCUGUGGGCCGAGAGCGAGAAGUGGACAGGUUUGGCUAGUCCUGCAACCAAAGACUGAGCAAGCGCGAAGAUAAAGUGUAUUAUGUAAAAAAUACCGAGUAGGGUUAGAACAAGCGGUUUAAUCUUUAAUACUAGCUGCUUUUCGCGAAUGGAUUAAUAAAUAAAUACAUAUUUUCCUAGCUUUCAUAAA
Drosophila subpulchrella is the source of this 1208-nucleotide messenger RNA. RefSeq names its product retinol dehydrogenase 13-like. Bases 84 to 1076 code for a protein of 330 amino acids. The record is from RefSeq and is a predicted model, not a curated record. The transcript has 5 exons. Lineage: Eukaryota; Metazoa; Arthropoda; Insecta; Diptera; Drosophilidae.